This is a messenger RNA of Cutaneotrichosporon cavernicola, 1119 nucleotides long. RefSeq lists its product as uncharacterized. The record is from RefSeq and is a predicted model, not a curated record. The transcript has 5 exons. NCBI's taxonomy places the organism in Eukaryota, Fungi, Basidiomycota, Tremellomycetes, Trichosporonales, Trichosporonaceae. Gene Ontology annotation, cellular component: nucleus; transcription preinitiation complex. Gene Ontology annotation, biological process: transcription preinitiation complex assembly; transcription initiation at RNA polymerase II promoter. The coding region runs from base 1 to 1119 and encodes 372 amino acids. Gene Ontology annotation, molecular function: TBP-class protein binding; RNA polymerase II general transcription initiation factor activity.
AUGUCUAUCUCCAGUGGCCCCUACGGGCAGCCUGUGCUUCCGAACCUCGCAGUUCGCCACCUUUGUCCCAACUGCCGUACUGACCCGCCCAACAUUGUCGAGGAGUAUAGUCACGGCGACCUUGUCUGCGCCGACUGCGGCACCAUCCUUGGUGACCGGAUUGUUGACACGCGGUCAGAGUGGCGUACGUUCGCUGGUGACGAAGGCGGCGACGACCCGUCGCGUGUUGGUGGACCGUCGAACCCUCUGCUUGGCAACGCCUCGCUGGACACCAUCAUCUCUGGCCGCGACGGGCGCACGGGAAUGUCCAAGGACCUCAUGCGUGCCCAGAACAGAGCCAACCAGUCGGCUUCGGGAGGUGGCAAGUCCAACGCACAGCAGCUCCAAGCUGCGUUCGCUCGCGUCGCGGAGAAGACGGAUGCAAUGCAGCUCCCUCGUAAUGUGACCGAGAUAGCACAGCACGCGUACAAGAUCGGCGAUGCGGAGCGCCUUGCUCGCGGUCGGAACGAUGACACUCUCAUCGCGGCGUCUAUCGUCUUCGCUACGCGGAUGGCUGGAGCUCAGCGUUCGUUCGGUGAAGUCUGCAAGGUUACGAAGGUCUCCAAGUCCGAGGUGGGCCGUGUGUUCAAGCUUCUCAAGGCAGCGGUCGACAAGACUGGUGCAGCUGGGCGCAAAAGUACCACGAACAUGAGUGCCGUGGUCGAGAGUCUUCUCGGCCGUUACUCGAACUACCUCGACCUUGGCACUCCGAUCCUCAACUCCGCUAAGCAUGUCGCGCCUCUGGCGAUGCGUCUUCCGACCAUCGACGGCCGUACCCCUGGAGCAAUCGCGGCCGGCGUCCUGUACUUCACGACGACGUUAAUGGAGAAGUCGACCACGUCGAAGGAGAUUGCUGGCAUUUCCGGGGUGUCCGAGUCCACCAUCAAAAUGAUCUGCAAGAAGGUCGGAGAGGAGCUCGACCAGGUCAUCAAGCCCGAGUGGAAGGAUCAGUUCCCCAAGGGGUACAAGGACGUUGACGUCCUGGGCAGCAGGAACCCGCGUUCGACGAGCACGGCGCAGGCGUCGCGUGCAGGUACACCAGCGCCCAGCGGGACCAACACCCCCAAUGUCACCAACUAG